AUGCUGGAGUCCUACGUGACGCCGCUCUUGAUGAGCUAUGUGAACAAGUACAUCAAGAACCUGAAGCCCUCCGACCUGCAGCUUUCUCUAUGGGGAGGGGACGUGGUGCUCAGCAAGUUGGACCUGAAGCUGGAUGUGUUGGAGCAGGAGUUGAAGCUGCCGUUUACAUUCAUGAGUGGGCAUAUCCAUGAGCUACGAAUCCACGUUCCUUGGACCAAGCUGGGCUCAGAGCCUGUCGUUAUCACCAUCAACACCAUGGAGUGUAUCCUCAAGCUAAAAGAUGGAGAACAGGAUGACCAUGACAGCUGCUCCAGCUCUACUAGUCGCAGUGUCUCAGACAGCUCCAAGUCCACCGCCAAACCCCGCCGCCUCCAACAAGCAGCACCCAGUGACCCUGACCUGCCACCAGGUUAUGUGCAGAGUCUAAUCCGACGUGUGGUAAACAACGUGAACAUCGUGGUGAACAACCUGAUUCUGAAAUACGUUGAAGACGACAUCGUGCUCUCGGUCAACAUCACCUCAGCUGAGUGCUACACUGUGGACGACAUCUGGGAGAGGGCUUUCAUGGACAUAACUGCCCCAGAGCUGGUCCUAAGAAAAGUGAUAAACUUUGCUGACUGUACUGUGUGCUUGGAUAAGAGGAACGCCAGCGGGAAGAUCGAGUUUUACCAGGAUCCUCUGUUGUAUAAAUGCUCCUUCAGAACCCGCCUCCAUUUCACGUACGACAGCAUCAGCUCCAAGAUCCCGGCUGUCAUCAAAAUUCACACAAUGGUGGAGAGCCUGAAGUUAUCCAUCACUGAUCAGCAGCUGCCCAUGUUUAUCCGAAUCUUAGAGCUGAUUAUCGCUCUUUACUACGGAGAGAUAGGAGGGCACAAAGAGAGCGAGGCGGAGGAGGGCAGCGGUCAGUUAAGGGAAGGCGGAGCAAGUUCUCCCGGCACUGAUGCUGAAAUGGAAAGUUUGGGCUCCAGCCAGUAUUCCAGCCAGGAGCUUUACAUGGAGUCUGGGAGCCCUGAAGAUGCAGAUCAGGGUUGGAUGUCCUGGGCUUGGUCCUUUGUCCCUGCCAUCGUAGGAGCAGAGGAAGAAGGGGAGGGAGGCCUCUACAGCCAGGGGGAAACUGAAGGCCUUUCCAACAACCCUCAGCAGCACACGUCUAAAGACCCCAUUGUUUCCAUAGGCUUCUACUGCACCAAAGCUUCGAUAACCUUCAAGUUGACAGAUACACAGUUGGAGAGCAGCUACUACAGUCCUCAGAAAGUCAAAUCCAGAGAGGUUCUGUGUUUGGAGCAGGAGGGAAUCACCAUUGAGGUGCUCAUGAUGGGGGAACCCUUCUUUAACUGCCAGAUCGGAUUCGUCGGCUGCCGGGCUCUGUGCCUGAAAGGCAUCAUGGGAGUUCGAGACUUUGAAGAAAAUCUGAACAGACGUGAGGAGGAUGCAGUGUUCUUCAGCUGUGGAGACAAUCUAAAGAGUAAAGGAAUGACCUACCUUACCAACUCCUUGUUUGACUACCGCAGUCCAGAGAACAAUGGAGUAAAAGCAGAGUUCAUCCUAGACUCUGCUAAUCACAAGGAGACCUACACAGAGAUAGCGGGCAUGCAGCGCUUUGGGGCUUUCUACAUGGAUUAUCUCUACACAAUGGAGAACAGCAGCUCCAAAGAUCAGGACUUUGCUGCGUUGACUACAGAGGAGUUGGUUCCUGCAGCUCAAGAGAUCUCCGUGAAGAGGCUGGUGGUCGGACCUCUGGACAUCAGGCUGCACAGUAGUGCCGUCCACCGCAUCCUCAAGAUGAUCACCUGUGCCAUGGAUCAUGAAUAUGAGCCUUAUUGCAAACCACAGCAAGAAGUAACUGAGGCGUGCCAUGGUCCAUCAACCCCAGAGGAGAUUUCUCGUUUAGAGGAGUUCAUCCCGACCAGACUCACUUCCGUCACUCUGCUCCAAGUCUCUGUGACUGUCUCAAUGGCGGAGUUCAACCUUCUUCACACCCUUCUUCCCGUCAUUAUGGGAUAUAAGGCUACUCCAAGACCGGCCUCUGUUCCAGUGUUUCAGCCGCUGCACCCGCUACCCUCCGUUCAGUUUCAGGUUGAAAGGGUGAAUUUUGACCACUCUGUCCCAAUGUACGGUCCAGAGCUGGUCAGUACCGUCAGCAGCCUUAGCCAGCCCCCAGACAACCUGCUGCAUCACUGCUAUGCACAUCUCUACCUCAAGGUGUUUGGGUUCCAGGCGGGCUUAACAUGCCAGGACCGCACGGGGAGCUUUCUGCCUCUCAUCUCCAUCAUCCCUGCCUUCAGCACAGCCAUCUAUGGGAAGCUCAUACAGCUGCCUGCUCUUUGGAGCAAAAGGUCAUCGGUUCCCACCGCAGAGUGCAUCCUGGAGCUUCCUCACUUCGCCGUUCAGGCGACAAGGCCUCAGACACUUUUGCUUCAAGCAAUAUGUCAGAGCUGGACCCACAGUAUGGUCCAUGGAUCCCCAGUGAUCAGUGAAAGUCUGCACAAUGAGGUGUUUAAAGUUACAGGUGUGAAAUAUCCAGGCCCGUCACCGACUCUCGAGGGCUUGGUCCAAAAUCUGGAGCUGAAGUUCUGCAGCCGCUCAAUGGUGAAAUGUGCCUCGGGAACUGUGGGAGCUGUAAAAGUGUGCGCCAGGACCCCAGGUUCAGAGGAGGGCGUAAAGGAGAAGCUGGUUCCACUUAUUCAGGGCCCGUCUGACACCAAAGAACUUCAUACGAGUCGCUGGCUUAAUGAGAUUCGCAAGCCUGAAUCCUUAUUGGCACCGGACCUGCUGGCGUUUUCUGUUCAAGUACCUCAGCAAGGAGAAGAUUGCAGGAACUCAGGUGCGGUCCUACUGGUCAGUGUCCAGGGCAUAGCUGUAAAUGUGGACCCAAUCAUCUGCACAUGGUUACUGUAUCAGCCUCACAGAGGGAGCAGCAGGAAGCAGCAACAGAAUCCAGGUCCAGUUCCUUUGGCCAAGAGGAGAGAAGAUGAAGUGUCUGUGGGGAGUGCACCACUGGGCAUACAGCCCUCCAAUCAGGCCUCAGACUAUGCAAGCAGCCCCAUGAAGACCAAAACAGUCACAGAAUCACGCCCCAUGUCCAUACCAAUGAAGGUCAUACCGGACACUGCAAUCGACGGGUCUUGGACGACGUCCGAUGAACAAAUGAAGGAACUUUUCAGUCAUGCCUGGGAUGCUGUCAAGCGACUUACUGUUCAGUUGGAUUUACAGUCAUGCUGCGUAUUCCUGCCAAACGACAGCCUCCCGUCUCCGAGCACCAUCGUCUGCGGCGACAUUCCCGGCACUGUCCGCAGCUGGUACCACAACCAGGCCUCUAUGCCCGGGACUCUGGUUGUCUGUUUGCCUCAGAUCAGCGUCCUCAGUGCUGGACAUAAAUAUAUGGAGCCUCUGCAGGAGCUUCCCUUCGUCGUCUCAAAGCCCAUCUUAGAGGAAGGUGAUGCCUUCCCAUGGACCAUCAGCCUGAGUCAGUUCAGCGUAUACACCUUGCUGGGAAAGCAGCAGAGCCUCAGCCUGUUGGAGCCCAUGGGAUGUACUUCCACUCUGGCCGUCACGUCUAAACUGCAGGGCAGCUCUGAGGAAAGGCCCUCCUUUGUAGUCUGCCUCCAUGUUGACUUGCAGCCUGUCCAUGUCAAGAGCUCCAACUCUCAGGUGCAGCUUUUAUACGAGCUCUUUCUCAGCUGGAGCUGCACAUGGGCUCGUCUCCAGAAACACGGUGUUCUGCGUCAGACCUCCAGCAUCCCGGACCCCCCUGCUGGUGUUGCUCCAUCCUCCCCAGUGCGCAGCAGCGCAGGCACGGCUCUCCCCGACACCAGCACCUGCAGCCCCUCCGCAGACUUCGGCUCCCCCACCGAGGACGACUCAGUGCCGGCUGGAGAUGAUGGUCCGUUUGCAGACACGGUGACUCUGGAGCAACAAACCAGCAGCAUCGAGGGAACCAGUGGGAAGGUCAGCCUUUGGAUGCAGUGGAUGUUACCUAAGGUCACUGUCCAACUAUUUGCUACCGACCCAGCUGCAAGAAAAUCAGAAAUCCGUGUGAUCAGUGAACUAGAAGAUCUUAGCGCCUCGGUUGAUAUCCAAGACGUCUACACAAAGAUCAAGUGUAAAGUGGGCAGCUUCAACAUUGAUCACUACCGAUGCAGUAUGGAGGAGGGUGUUCGGACCCCGGGCGGCUGCGGAGGAGUGGUCCUCUCUUGCACUGACAAGCUGAACAGACGUACUGUGUUGGUUCGACCCGUCAGCAAGCAAGCCUCUUUCAGCCACUUCUCUGGCUUUUCCCCUCCUAUGGCAGCUAAAAUCCUGGAAGGUUCUCAUCAGCAGCAUGGCUUCCUGUCAAUCACCUACACUCAAGCCGUUACUAAAAAUGUCCGACACAAACUCGUCACCCGACUCGAGCGCCUGUCACGCAGCAGCAUGACCACUGCAAGCCAGAGGAUCGCCGGCGAGCUCCUGGGAGACGGCUCGCCUCAGUAUCUGAGGGAGAUCCUGCUGACUGCGCAACCUUUCGACGUCGUUUUAUUUUGUCCCUUACUGGCUACUGUAGCAGGAGUAUUUCAGACUACCGUCCCACGGCGCUACAGGGAGCGUGGGAAGUCAGCCGGUCAGCCCAUGCGGAGCCACACUUUGACUUCUAGGUGUUUACCUCUAAUUUACAUCAACACCAGUGGGAUCAGAGUUUUCUGCCACGGAGCUCAAGACAAACAUGCAGCUUCAGACUCCAGUGAGAAGAAGGAAGACACGGUGGUGUUAAAGCUGGGUUCCCUCAGCGUGGCUCCGCAGGCUGACAACCCUCUGACCCGCACCGUGCUCCGAAAAGAUAUCUAUCAACGAGCGUUCAACCUGGGCAUUUUGCGCGACCCAGGCUCAGAGGUAGAGGAUCGUCAGUAUCAGAUUGAUCUCCAGUCUAUCAGCAUCGGUACGGCUCUGUGGGAACAGCUCAAGCCAGAGAAGGAGGGAACUAAAGGAGGGGUUUCAGCAGAAAGUGAGAGGAGCUCUCAGAAUCCAGCCCUGGAGUGGAACAUGGCUAGCAGCAUCAGGCGGCAGCAGGAGCGGCGAGCUAUCCUGACGCCCAUCUUGACUGACUUCUCUGUCCGGGUGACUGCUGCUCCUGCCAUCAUCUUCAGCAAAAUUCUCUCUCCUGAGUGCGGGCAGGCAGAGGAAGUGGUGGUGUGUGGCCACUCUCUGGAGGUGAACGUGACCAGCAGUCUGGAUUUCUAUCUUAGUGUGGCCCAGGUGCAGCUUCUCCAGCAGCUCCUACGAGACAACAUGGUGGGAUCAAAUGCUUCAGAGAAAAGUUCAGAGGUAAGGAGACAAGACCAAAAGGGCGCCCACCAAGCUCCUUCAGCAGGUGCGGAUUGCUCAUCUCGCCACAGUGGGACUGGACAAGACAGCGGCUUUGGCAGCGACAGCGCCCACAUUCGCAUCGUCCAAAUAGAGCAGCAAAGCGGGACCAGUCAUCAUUGCAUCGCCAGGCCGUCUCGCAAAUCAACCAUCACUAAAAACCUCACCUUCAUCCCUUUUGACAUCUUUCUUACUGCCAGUAAACUAUCUGUAAUGACUUAUCAUUGUUCGAGUACGCCUAAAUCUCUCCUUACAUCGUCUGAUGCACCCUCUACACCAGAGAAGAAAGACCCUGAGGAUAAGGUGGGGAAGAGCCUCCUAAAUCAUCCUGAGAUCAUGUCGGACUCUCCCUCAGCUUCCCCAACUCCUGAACAAAUCCCUGCUGUCCAGGAUUCCCUUGCUGUGCUGACUGCAGACGACAUCCUCAACAGCAACACCUCCCAGCCACCUUCUCCACUAAUUAAAGGAAGCUUGCUUUCACUUGAUGGUCUCCCCACUCCGACCCGCUCCUCAGCACGCCAAGCCCUAGGCCUUACCAUAGUGAGGCAGCCCGGGAGAAGAGGGACAGGUGAUCAGGUGUUAGAGCCACUGUUAUUCCUCCAGCUUAUGCAGCCUUCAGUUCUACUUAGCUGCCAUCACCGAAAGCAAAAGAUGGAGCUUUCUGUGUUUGACGUGUCCCUGAGAGGAGUGCCUUCUGACUACAAGUGCCUAGACCCAGGAAAGACUCUUCCAGAAACUCUGGACUACAACGUGCCCUGGCUGCAGACAGUGGCAGCGGAGGUCGACAGUAGAACAGGCGUCCCUCCUCCUCUGCUUUGCUUCCAGAUCAAAGAUUUCCUCAAUGGACCAGCGGAGGUCAACUUGGAACUCUCCCGCCCCCUGAAAGUCAACCCCACUCUGAUCAAACUGGAGCAGGCCAAAGCCUACCUGCAGAAAGUUUUGCCGAACUACAUGUGGGAAAGCUCCAGUAAAACAGCCUCGGCCUUUUCCUCUCCUCACUCAUCUCCUAAAAAGACGCCUCACCGGGCCUUUCCUUCUCGUUUGGACCCACAACACGAAUCCUCCUCCCUGGGUAAAGCCAGCAAGGCCAGGAACCUGUCCUUCCACAAAGUCUCUCUUCACACCAAACAGAUUGUUGUAGUCAUGGAGACGGAUAACACUCCAAUGAGACCCAGCGUGUCAGUAUCAGUGUCGGCCAUGACGGCUUGUCUGGUCAUGAAGUUGGGACCUCGGAUCGAUGACCAGCUUGAGUCUGCUUCCGUCCUCCUGACCUUGAAAGAUGCGCUGGUGAAAACUGGACUGAGGGACCGGAGCCACGUGCUCCUGGGACCCUUUUCCUGCAGCAGCUCCAUUGAAGCUCGGUGGUGUCGGCACAGCGGCAGCCCUGGACCAGAGCCCGGCCCUCCCAAACUGCUCCUGGACCUGAAGGGAGGUCUGCUGCAGGUUUUUUGGGGCCAGGAACAUUUCAACUGUCUGAUGCUGGUGGAGGAGCAUCUCCGUAAAUACCUCCAUCUCCACAAAGAGGAUUCCAACACCAGUUGGUCUAAAGGGAAGGCCUGUCAUACCCAGCCUCCUCCCUCUCCGGUCGCUCCGUCUCCGAGGACAGAGCACAGCUCAGAUGAUCUGCGAACAGGAAACUUUCAAUACAUUCAGGACUCAGGAUCCCAGAAACUGCCAGGAGCCAAUGAGGUGGUGUUUUACAGUGAGACGGAUGACAGCCCUGGGGUGAUGCUGUGGAGGUACCCUGAACCUCGUGUUCUCACCUUCGUCAGGAUCACACCUAUUCCCUUCAACACCACGGAAGACCCGGACAUAAGUACAGCUUAUUUAGGAGACGUCCUACAGGUACCAUGCAGUCUGGAGUACUGGGAUGAGCUCCAGCAGGCCUUUGUUUCAUACCGGGAGUUCAGCUUGUCAGAAAGCCGUGCCUGCCAGCUGCAGCUGCCCAGCCUGAGCCUCACUGAUCAGCAGAAAGAGCUGGUGGCCUCGGACCUCUGGAGGAUCGUCCUCAACCAUAACGCAGAGGGAGGCGAUGAGCAGAGCUCUGAUAGUGACUGUGGGUCUCAGCCUCCAUGCGAUCAGCUGGUAUCACCGAUAGCGCUGGCAGCCUGUACCCGUGUGGACUCCUGUUUCGCUCCCUGGUUCGUCCCCUCGCUCGGUGUUUCCUUACAACUAGCAAAGCUGGAAGUUCACCUGUGCCACCACCUCGAGCAGCUGGGUACAGUUCCAUCAAGGAAACUUCAUCCCUUCCUGCCCGACAGGAAGUUACCUCAAGAGCAAGAGUUCAUGGUGAUUGGUUCUCGGGAGCCCCAGGUCUUCAUGCGUCAGUGGAACAACGGGCCUCGCCGCUGUCAGGAGAUGAGCUUUUCCACACAGCUGGACUGCAAACUGCUGGAGUACCGAAACUUAACGCACCUGCAGCUUCUUCAGUCUUGUGCGCUUAAGGGGCAGGCCACCGCUAUCAGCUGCCCCCAGAACUCCUCUUUAGCUGUUGAUGUGUUUGUGGAUCCUGUGCUCCUUAAUAUCAGCCAGUAUGCCAUCCAUACCGUGGACGCCGCGCUGCUAAGCUGGCAACAGAACGGGAAACAGGAUGCAGAGGAGCUGCUCUACAGUCACUAUGUGAUCUGUAAUGACACAAAUGAGACUCUGCGCUUUGGCCAAGUGGACACGGAUGAGAAUAUACUGCUGGCCAGCCUCCACAGCCACCAGUACAGCUGGAGAUCCCAUAAGUCAGCUCAGCUCCUGCACAUCUGCAUCGAGGGCUGGGGCAACUGGCGCUGGUCUGAGCCGUUCAGCGUGGACAACGUUGGGACUCUGAUCCGGACCAUUCAGUAUAAAGGACGCACCGCCUCACUCAUAAUCAAGGUGCUGCAGCUCAGUGGCGUCCAGAAACAGAUAAUAAUCUGCGGGCGGCAAGUGAUGUGCAGCUACCUGACGCAGGACAUCGAACUGCGGGUGGUGCAGUACUACGUGGGAGCGGACGGUCAGACGGUGGUCAGAGAGCACUGUGACUGCCUGCAGGCGGGAGCUAAACUGCCCUCCUAUGUGCUGGAAGAUGCAGAGAUGACUGAGCUGUGCAUGAGAGCCCGUGGAGACGAGGACUGGUCCCAGGAUGUUCAGCUGGAGCAAAGGGAAAAGGGCAGGAGCAGCAGCUCUGUUGUUCAGGUGGCCUGCUCCAGCGGAUCUUUGCUUUAUGUCUGGUGCACUCUGAUUACUGUGGAGCCCAACUCACACAUGCAGCAGCGGCUGGUGAUUUUCAGUCCCCUGUUUGUCAUGAGGAGCCACUUGCCAGAACCUCUAGUUGUCCAGAUAGAGAAAAGGAGUCUAGGGCUGAAAGAGAGUCAGCUGAUACGAGGACAAGGCCAUGAGGAACCCCUCUUAAACACAGAGGCAGAGCUCACUCACCACCUCAUUUUCCAGGCCAGGGAGGAUAAGGAUGCUUCACACUGCGCCAUACCCAUCUCCACCAGCCUGAUCAAACAGAUAGUGAACAAGACGGGGAAUGAAGACAACCCAGAACACAUCCUGGCUGAUUUCUACAGUCCAAAGAGCACCACAGAGUCGCCAUGGCCUUAUGUUACCAAGGACCCUGACAGGUCAGGGCUGGAGCCUCUUUCUCAGUGGGACAGCCCCAUGCAGGUGAAACUGUCCCGCUGGAAAUCUGGUCUGAGCACUCUGCUGGUGGAGCUCCUGCCGUGGGCUCUCAUGGUCAAUGACUCCCAGUGGGACCUGUGGCUUUUUGAGGGAGAGACCAUCGUACUGCAGAUACCAGCCGGCAAAGUCAUCGCACCACCAAACUUUAAGGAAGCUUUUCAGAUUGGCAUCUACUGGGCCCACACCAACACAGUCCACAAGUCCACGGCGCUGAAACUGGUCCACGACCUGACCUCUCCUCGAUGGAAGGAGGGAACAGGCUCUGUGGUGGUCACUCUGGAUGAGGAGGCAUUCGUUGAGGUCGACAUCGCUUUGGGAGCCUCUUCAGGGAAGCAGACGGUGUGCCAGUUCUGUGUGUCCUCUAUAAUCAGACAUGGAGUCCAGAUCCUGCAGAUAGAGGACAGAACGAUUCUUGUCAACAACACGCCUUACAGCGUACACUACAGGCCUCUGUUGACUAACCGCCACUUAGGUGGCUGUGAACAGGUCUGUGAGAUACCAGAGAGCUCCGUGUUCACCCUCCCUUCCCGUGAUGAGCGCUCUGUGGCGAAGCCGUGCUCCGUGCCAUGCUGGGACCGUCUUCCAGUCGGUGUCCAGGGGAAGGCGGAGUUCGCUUUGCCUCUCAGACACAUGUGUUUCAGCCUACUUUCAAGGCCCUGUGCUGGAGCUGGAACCGCAGCGUGGAGCAUCCUGGCUCCGGUGCGACCAGACCUGGCCCGGCAGAGUCUGUCCAUACCGGUGGAUGUGGACUCAGGGGGUGGCCUGUGUAGCAGGGCUGUUGUGUUGACGUAUCAGGAGCACCUUGGAGUGACAUACAUCACUCUGAAUGAGGAUCCCUGUCCGCGCAUGAUCAUUGAAAACAAGUGUCCUGUUUCACUGCUGCUCAGAGAAAACGUCAAAGAGACGCCGAGGACGGAGGUGUUCUGCCGUCCCCUGCCUGCCAACUCUUCUCUUCACCAUGAGCUCUACUACCACUGCUCCGCCUUCCCUGAGUGCAGGCAGCGGGAGGUGCUGCCCACCCUGCAGCUGAAGACCAUGUCUGAAAACGGCACCCCCGACUGGACAGACCCCGUGGAUAUCAACUGUCCGGGCACUCAGGUGGUUUUCCUGCCCGGCUUCGGCUGCCUCUACAUCCACGUUUGGUACCAGGGAGGCAGCCUGGUUCUGUCUCUGGCUCCAGAAGGAAGCGUGGAAGCUGCUCUCAACCAACACAGCAGGCCCUCCAGAUUGUCUGUACGAGUCCUCCUGAGUGAAGCCAGUGUUGCAUUAAGUGAUGAUAUCACAAAUCCCAGCGGCUCCAUGGAGCUGCUGAGACUCACGUUAACCAAGCUGCUGCUCAGCCUCGCUCCAGCGCCCACCUCCUUACCCGCCGAGCCGUCGGACGACUCCUCCUUGGCUUCCAGCUCCUUCUCUGUUCUGAUGACCGACGCGUCUCUGAUUGAGAUCUACUGCUACAGUCUGCAAGUUGACAACCAGCUGUACAACCGGACUAGUUUCCACUUCCCCGUCCUGCUGUGCCAAGAUCAGAGAGGAGCAUCUGAGCCCGAGGCUUCAUGGAGCAGUGAUGUCAAUCCCACAGAAUCCCCAGAACGGUUGGACCAAUUCAAAAGCUCCUGUUUUCUCCAGCUGAGGAUGACAUUGACUGGGGACCUGAGCUCAGUGGAGGAGGUGAAUUUCCAACUCCAGCCUGCCAGAGUCUACAUCGAGGACACCUUUGUUUACUACAUUAAGACCUUGUUUGACACGUACAUCCCCAGCCGGCCAGAGGAGUGGAGAAAGGAGAGGGAGCCUCUGAUUCUCCCUGAACAGGUGGUUCAGUCCGUCCAGGCGCUGGUCCACCCGGUGCGGCUGCAGAGACUCACCAUCCAGCCGGUCCAGCUGCUGGUCAGCAUCCACGCCUCCCUGAAGCUGUACAUCGCCUCCGACCACACGCCCUUGUCUUUCUCUGUGUUUGAACGAGGGCCGCUCUUCACCACCGGCAGACAGCUGGUUCACGCUCUCGCCAUGCACUACGCCGCUGGAGCGCUCUUCAGAGCCGGUUGGGUCGUGGGAUCUCUAGAGAUCCUUGGAAGUCCCGCCAGUCUGGUGCGCAGCAUUGGGAACGGCGUGUCCGACUUCUUCCGCCUUCCAUACGAGGGCCUGACGAGAGGGCCCGGGGCCUUUGUCAGUGGGGUGUCCAGAGGGACCACGUCCUUUGUUAAACACAUCUCAAAAGGCACCCUGACAUCCAUCACUAACUUAGCCACUAGCCUGGCGAGGAACAUGGACCGCCUGUCCCUGGACGAAGAGCACUACACCAGGCAGGAGGAGUGGAGACGGCAGCUACCGGAGAGCCUGGGGGACGGACUGAGACAGGGUCUGUCCCGACUCGGGAUAAGCUUGUUAGGAGCCGUAGCGGGCAUCGUGGACCAGCCCAUGCAAAACUUCCAGAGGAGCUGGGAGGUGCAAAGCUCAGCUGGGAGCAAAGCGAAGGGGGUCAUCUCUGGAGUGGGGAAGGGGAUUGUGGGCGUGUUCACUAAGCCCAUUGGAGGAGCCGCUGAACUCGUGUCCCAGACUGGAUACGGGAUUCUCCAUGGAGCAGGCCUGUGGCAGCUUCCCAAACAGCUCUACCUGCCUGCAGAGGAGAGGUCUGCUCAGGCCUCCAACAGCCACCUGAAAUAUGUCUGGAAGAUGCUGCAGUCUCUGGGGCGCCCGGAGCUCCACAUGGCCCUGGAGGUGACUAUCGUGAGUGGGUCGGGACAGGAGCACGCCGGCUGCCUGCUGCUCACCUCUGAGGUGCUGUUUGUGGUCAGCCUGUGCGAGGACACCCAGCAGCAGGCCUUUCCCAUCACUGAGGUGGAGUGUCAGCAGGAGCCGGAGCAGCAGGGCCAGCUCACCCUCACCUUACAGCAGCAGACGGUUAGCAGCGACUCUGAGAGCGAUGGUGUUCGGGAGCGUCUGUCAGAGCAGCAGUACCAGCGCCUGCUGGAUUAUGUGAUUCGAAGCUCCCAGUUCUUCUCGCCCUCCGCCGCUUCGCUCCAGCUUCAGCCUCCAGUGACCAUCGCAGAACCGCCGCCGUCUGUCACCAAGUGCUACCGCUAUCUGGUGGAUCCUGCUUCCGCCAAAGUGUUUGUUAGUAAGUUCACCAUAGUGAAGAAUAAAGCUUUACGCUUCGGAUUCCACUGAGGAGGAGAGAAUAUGAACAUUAAAGUCUGACCUGUGCUUAAAAUGUAAUGUUUGCCUUAAAAAAAAAAAACUACAUCUGUUUAUUUUCUAAAUAAAACUUUUGGAUGUUAUCUUCUUAUUUAAGUCUAACUGGUCACUCAUGCCUUAGAGAUAAAACCUUUUAUUCUGAUAUAUAAAUGUGAGCCUGCAGAGUAUUGAACACUACAGCAGAUUCAUCGGGUCUACGUCCCGUUCUCGAUGAAAUGCUUCGCUCUGCAGGACCGGCGCUUUCUGUUUACACUCUGAAAAUUGUCUCAUGCCAAUUUUAAAAAGUGCAAUAUUUUCCAGGCUGAUAGAUUCUAGAGAUACCAGCUGUUGACCAAAAGUUUUAGAUGUUUGAAUAGAGCCGGUUUGUUCCCAGUGUUCAUGCCAAACCCUACUGAUGCAAACAUGUUGCUUUUUAUAUUGUAUGAAAUGUUUUCUGUAAGUCUAAACCCUGGAAACACUUUUAAUAAUAAAGACAAAUCACAUUAA
Cyprinodon tularosa is the source of this 12672-nucleotide messenger RNA. Its product is annotated as vacuolar protein sorting-associated protein 13B-like. The transcript has 67 exons. The record is from RefSeq and is a predicted model, not a curated record. NCBI's taxonomy places the organism in Eukaryota, Metazoa, Chordata, Actinopteri, Cyprinodontiformes, Cyprinodontidae. The coding region runs from base 1 to 12159 and encodes 4052 amino acids.